This is a messenger RNA of Condylura cristata (star-nosed mole), 1073 nucleotides long. It is a transcript of the gene DHRS9, whose product is annotated as dehydrogenase/reductase (SDR family) member 9. The record is from RefSeq and is a predicted model, not a curated record. Lineage: Eukaryota; Metazoa; Chordata; Mammalia; Eulipotyphla; Talpidae. Bases 54 to 1013 code for a protein of 319 amino acids. The transcript is spliced from 4 exons. Gene Ontology annotation, molecular function: oxidoreductase activity.
AUCAUCUUUUAUUGUUCAAGAAAGAAGUGUCUCUGUCACUUUUAGGGGGGAAAAUGCUCUUUUGGGUGUUAGCCCUCCUAAUCUUCUGUGGUUUCCUGUGGACUUACAAAGGACAACUAAAGAUUGCAGACAUCAAUGAUAAGUACAUUUUCAUCACUGGAUGUGACACAGGCUUUGGAAACUUGGCAGCCAGAACUUUUGAUGAAAAGGGAUUUCAUGUCAUUGCUGCCUGUUUGACUGAAUCAGGAUCAACAGCUUUGAAGGCAGCAGCAUCAGAAAAGCUUCACACUGUGCUUCUUGAUGUAACUGAUCCAGACAAUGUCAAGAGAACUGCCCAAUGGGUGAAAAACCAAGUUGGGGAAAAAGGGCUCUGGGGCCUGAUCAAUAAUGCAGGUGUUCUCGGGGUGCUGGCUCCCACUGACUGGCUGACAUUGGAUGACUACAGAGAGCCUAUUGAAGUCAACCUGUUUGGACUCAUCAAUGUCACAUUAAAUAUGCUUCCUUUGGUCAAAAAAGCACGAGGGAGGAUUGUCAACGUCUCUAGCAUUGGCGGCCGGCUUGCAUUCUGUGGAGGGGGUUAUACUGCCUCCAAAUAUGCUGUAGAAGGCUUCAAUGACAGCUUAAGACUGGACAUGAAAGCUUUCGGCGUGCACGUCUCAUGCAUCGAACCAGGGCUAUUCAAAACAGAGCUGUCGGAUCCAGUGAAGACCACUGAAAAGAAACUCGCCAUUUGGAAGCACCUGUCUCCAGACAUCAAACAACAAUAUGGAGAAGGUUACAUUGAAAAAAGUCUAGACAAACUGAAAGGCACCAGGUCCUUUGUGAAUGUGGACCUCUCCCUAGUGGUGGAGUGUAUGGAUCAUGCUCUCACAAGUCUCUUCCCUAAGACCCGUUAUGUGGCUGGAAAAGAUGCCAAGACUUUUUGGAUUCCUUUGUCUCACAUGCCAGCAGUUUUGCAAGACUUCUUAUUGUUGAAACAGAAAGUGGAGCUGGCUAAUCCCAAGGCAGUGUGACUCAGCUGACCACAAAUGCCUGCCUUGGGCUAGGAAAUUGGUAGAUUUCAAGGACACAUC